AUGUACGGACGCCCCGCUAUCCUCUCAAUAGAUCUACAACUGAAACAAGAGGACAUAUUAGAAACGCCCUUAGAACAAUCGCUAGAGCUACACAUUAAUAAAAUUACAAAACAAUUACACCAACAGAGGCUUCAAGCCCAGGAUAAUAUCCAAGAAGCUCAACAGAAGCAAAAAAAUACUAUGAUUGAGACGUUAGGCCUGUUAAGUUUAAAAUCGGAACGUAUAAGUUGCGGACGACCGAAGGAAGGAUCCUUAAAAAUUUGGUAA
This is a messenger RNA of Dentiscutata erythropus, 267 nucleotides long. The record is from the annotation of a GenBank genome assembly. NCBI's taxonomy places the organism in Eukaryota, Fungi, Glomeromycota, Glomeromycetes, Diversisporales, Gigasporaceae.